CACGUAUUCCCGAGGUGUUCCCUAGGUGUUUCUCAGUAGAGCUCUCGGAGCAGUCUCGCCGAAUCACAUAUUCCUUUAUUCUCUUCUCCUCGAAUUCAAACGUCUUCGUUCGCGAAUUCACUUUUGGCGAAACGACCACGUGCCCAGCAUCCAAGUUCCACAGUGACCUAGAGAAUCUCACACCUGUCCCGACCUGUCCCCCCCCCCUCCCUCUGAUUCGUCAUCAACUGUGACGGCGAGCUUAGCUUCGUCAGUAAGGCAACGCGUCGCAUUAUUUCUUAUCCGGUGCCACGUAACGCGCAGCUCGCCGUAUCGAUACGAUCGUGCCGAGUAAUAAUUAACACUUGCUGUUCGGAGUGCGGUAUCGCAUCACGUCGCGGAAGUCGCCCGUCGUUAUCCCUCUUUGAUCUCUCUUCCCGAGGAGGAAGGCGAGGAGGAGCUUAGCCUCUCGUUUCAGUCUUUCUUUCUCUCUUUUUCUUUCGUCGUCGCUGUUCGUCCGACAACAAGAUUUCGACAUGGGAGUCGAGGACAAGAUGUCUGAGAAGAAUCCUGAAAUGAAACAAACUGCUGCAAGAAUCUGUCGAGAUUACUUGCACGGCGUAUGGAAACAUAUCACAGCGGAAAACAUAAUUCUCAAGCGUGUCAGUGGUGGUCUAAGUAAUUGGCUGUACAACGUCCAGCUUCCUGAGGGAACAGUUCCUAUCAGGGGGGAGCCUCGUCAAGUUUUACUACGACUUUACGGGCAGGUGCAUGGAGAAAGAGCCUUAGAGGGACUUAUCACGGAAUCCGUCAUCUUCACUUUAUUAUCCGAGAGGAAGCUGGGCCCUAAGCUACACGGCGUGUUUCCUGGUGGCCGUAUAGAGGAAUACAUACCGGCCCGACCUUUGCUCACGAAGGAGCUGGCGGAUUCAACCUUGAGUCUACUAAUCGCGGAGAAAAUGGGACAGAUACACACGAUGCAGAUACCAAUUAGCAAAGAGCCCACAUGGAUAUGGGACACGAUGCAGAAUUGGCUCAACACUGCAUCGGACAUUCUCGAGAACAUUGAGGACAUCGACAGCCAGCAGUUGGAGAAUGUCAGUGCGAUAAAGUACAUAGAUUUGGAGCAUGAAAUCAAUUGGCUUAGGUCAAUUGUAAUGCAGCAAAAGCAUCCAGUUGUGUUUUGCCAUAAUGAUAUGCAAGAAGGAAAUAUACUGUUACUCCAAAACUCGCGAACACCCAAAUUAGUACUCAUUGACUUCGAAUAUUGUUCCUACAACUACCGAGGGUUCGAUAUCGCCAAUCAUUUCGCCGAAUGGCAAUACGACUACACGGCGCCGGAAUAUCCUUUCUUUCAUGAACGUCCGGGUGCCGGUCCCACAAAGGAGCAAAAGCUCAACUUCAUAAGAGCCUACCUAAGGACAUUGGGGAAAGAAGGAUCUCUGGAGGAAGAACGCAUCAUGAUGGAAGUGAGGAUAUUUUCGUUAGCUAGUCACUUAUUCUGGGGUCUUUGGAGCAUUGUAAACGCGAAACUGUCACAGAUUCCAUUUGGUUAUUGGGAUUACGCUGCCUCCAGGUUGAAAAAUUACAUGUACCUAAAAGAAAAAUUCCUUGUUUCUGGAUCAGCCUCGGAUGGCAGCCUGAAGAGGAAAUCUACGGAUAUAGACUGAAUGAACGAAGAUUGAAAGGCAAGAUAUAUUUGCACCAAAAUUUAUACCAACAUUUUGCUACAUAGCUAGCUUUGUUUGGUUCAUCGAUUCUAACUGAUGGCGUUAGCAAGCUUUGAUGAGCGACGAAUAAGCGAGUUCUUAACGAAGCACGCCAAGCCAUUAUUUCACACAUUGCGAAAUAAUGUAGCCCAUUGCUUUCUAAACCGCAUAGGUUGCAUUGUCUGUAUAUGACACACAAUGUAAGCAAAAGGAGCAGAUCGAGAGUGAAUGGAAAGUCAAUCAUGUGAUAUAGAAUAAGUUAGUACUUAAACGUACAAGUCUUCGCGUUUAGUACUUUUUAACGUUCACUUAAUUGAUUUUUUUAAUUAAUCGAAUUUUUAAAUUAAGAAAACAGCAUACUCUAAAGUGUACUUAAUUUUUUAAUUCGAGACUUGAAUGAUGAAAUGGUAGCAAUUUUGCCCUUUUUUAAAUAAGGGAUUAGGAAAAACUGAGUGUACAAAAUCAUGUACUCAAAUUGUGAAAGAGCCCGUAAUUUCUGAAGACAUAUAUUUAUACAAUCUUUUUAGCUAUUAUAUAUUUAUUAAUUGUUGCCAACCAUGUCGAAUCUAAUUCACUUGUGCUUGUUUACUUGUUUCAUGUCAUUAUAAAUUAGUUGUAAAUAGGACUAGCAAUAUUUGCUAUAGUAUGCUAUUUUUACUUGAACUUGUAUAAUUCAUAUCUGUAUUUAAGUAUAAGUACUUAAUAUUAUACACGAAAAAGGACAGCAUUUAACAUUCACUAAUGUCUACCAAUGCACCGACCACUAGAAAAAUGUAUUUUCACGAAUUUCCAAAUAAAAUCAUUUACUUCUCGUU
Messenger RNA from Monomorium pharaonis (pharaoh ant), 2503 nucleotides. Its product is annotated as choline/ethanolamine kinase. The coding region runs from base 516 to 1649 and encodes 377 amino acids. The record is from RefSeq and is a predicted model, not a curated record. NCBI's taxonomy places the organism in Eukaryota, Metazoa, Arthropoda, Insecta, Hymenoptera, Formicidae. Gene Ontology annotation, molecular function: choline kinase activity; ethanolamine kinase activity. Gene Ontology annotation, cellular component: cytoplasm. Gene Ontology annotation, biological process: CDP-choline pathway; phosphatidylethanolamine biosynthetic process. The transcript has 6 exons.